This is a messenger RNA of Cydia strobilella, 6452 nucleotides long. RefSeq names its product epsin-2 (gene lqf). The transcript has 15 exons. Gene Ontology annotation, cellular component: clathrin vesicle coat; plasma membrane; endosome. Gene Ontology annotation, molecular function: phospholipid binding; clathrin binding. The record is from RefSeq and is a predicted model, not a curated record. Gene Ontology annotation, biological process: endocytosis. NCBI's taxonomy places the organism in Eukaryota, Metazoa, Arthropoda, Insecta, Lepidoptera, Tortricidae. The coding region runs from base 300 to 1970 and encodes 556 amino acids.
UUUACAAGACAGAUGUUUGACCGGAGGACUUGUUGGAGGACAUGUUGAUUUGGUCACGAAUGAAACGAUAUUUGUCAAUUCGUCAGUGUAAUUGUUUAGACAGGAAUUAAACAAAAUUAGACAGUAAAAUCUGAAUAAUAUCGUGUUGUGUUACGUGUUAGCCGUAUAAUGUGUGAUUUUUAUUUACGGCGAUAAGUCGGACAAAAGGAAACGUUUACUAAUCAUCAGUGACAAUCUUACUUGAAAUCGCGGCACCACGUUACUUCGGCGUUUUUUGAGUUAACAAAUAACCGUGAAAAAUGCCCCGGGGACGGGACGAUAUGCAAGUAAACGUGGCGGGCCUAAGGAGAAAUAUUAAAAACCUCGCGCACAACUAUUCCGAUGCCCAGGUAAAAGUGCGCGAGGCAACAUCAAACGAUCCAUGGGGCCCCUCAAGCACGCUGAUGGCGGAGAUCGCCGAUCUCACCUACAACGUGAUGGCGUUCACGGAGAUCAUGCAGAUGAUAUGGAAGCGGCUGAACGACCAUGGCAAGAACUGGAGGCACGUCUACAAGGCGCUGGUGCUCAUGGAGUACCUCAUAAAGACUGGCAGCGAGAAGGUGGCGCUGCAGUGCAAGGAGAAUAUAUUUGCUAUACAUACGUUGAAGGAUUUUCAGUAUAUGGAGGAGUGGAAGGAUCAGGGUCUAAACGUGCGCGAGAAAGCGAAACAGCUAGUGAAUCUGCUGAAAGACGACGAGCGAUUGAAGAACGAGCGUGCACGAGCAUUGAAAGCGAAGCAGCGCUUCGCGCAGAGCGCGAGCGCCUUCGGCAGCGACGGCGCGCUGGACACGCCCUCCAGCCCGCAGUACCCGCCUGUUGAAAACUUGAACAGCGAAUCAGCAGAAUGGCACGGGCGCGACGCGGAGCUAGCGCGGCCCCUGACCGCCGGCGAAGAGGAAUUACAACUACAGUUGGCUUUGGCCAUGUCCAGGGAGGAAGCGGAGAAGGAGGAGCGACGGCGGCGCUCAGACGACGUGCGGUUACAGCUCGCCAUCAGCCAGUCGCAACAUGAUCUGCAGCCGCGCCUAUACCCCACGCUACAGAAUCUAGAUGUGCCAGAAUACUACUGGAUCUACAACUGCACGGAUUGCCAUCGCUCUGUACCGACACCAGGAGCGGAGAAGAAGCCGGAACCAGCCCAGCAAUCCCACUUACUGGACCUGCUGGACGUCAACCUCGGCUCGCCGUCCGCGGCCAAGGACCCGUGGGGCAUCUCCAACUCACAACAGAAACAGGACACGAUGCCGGACGCGUGGUCUGGCGUGGGCAGCCCGGCGCGCGACCCCUGGGCGCCCGCCGCGGCGCCCGCGCCCGCGCCCGCGCCGGCGGACCCCUGGGCGCCCGUGGCACAGGAGCUUACGACAACAUUGCAGAGCAAGUCGCCGCCGUCCGUGCUGUCGUCGCCGUCGUCGGAGCUGGAGCAGUUCGACGCACUGUCGCAGCGGCCCCGCGCCACCAACAACGGCAACCACCACGACGACCCGUUCGACCUCACCGCGCUAGGUGACAACCUAGCGCCGGCAGCGAGCGCGUCACCCAGUACGGGCGCCAUAAAGAAAAGUCCGUCGGCGUUCCUCGGCGAGAACUCGUCGCUCGUGAACCUGGAGAGACUACUGCAGCCGGCUAGCGCCGAGCCGCCUGCGCCCAACCCCUUCGCGCCCGAACCCGCGAGACAGAUGUUCCUGCCGCCCAUGCCGGCUAAGCUGUCCAUCAACGAGCUGAAGCAGCAACAGAUGGGCCUCAGCGGGAUGUCGUUCCCGACGGCGGCGGCGACGGCGGCGCCCGCCUUCCCCGGCUACCCGCCGCUCCCGGCUGCAGCGGCGAUGGACCCCUGGGCGGCGCCCGCGCCCGCGCCCGCGCCGGCGCCGCGCUCGCAGUCGCCGUGGUCGCCGCCCGCCCACAGGCACACGCCCAACCCCUUCCUCUCCUAGCCGCCCACAGGUCGGUAGCAAUGAACGCGCCCGCGCUAUGACCGCGCCUCGUGCGCCCCGCUACCUCGCCGAUGACGUGACGCCUGCGCGUGCGCGCCUGACCGCCUGACCGCCUGACCGCCUGACCGCGUCCGGCCACCGUCGAGAUACGCCGCAGCCGCAUGCAAACAUACGCCCACCUUAGGCCCGCACCACACGCAUGGAUGUUACCGGCUCCCGGUUUCGUUUCGGUAAUGGGUUAUUUAUUGUAAAAGAGAAAAUGACUAAGAAAAAAAUCGUGCCCCUAGUUUGACAGCUGAAGUAAAUCUGUACGGCGCCUUUGUAGUAGCUGGAUUGUAAACUUUUGUUAGCCAGUUUCCGCGUAAUCUAGGAUGUUAUUCCAUCUGUCCAAUAUCUUGGUCCGAUGUGUAUUUGCGUCUCACAUUUUGCCUAAUGAGAGUGAGACGCAAUGCACAUUGGACGAUGGAAUACCAUCCUUUACGCGUUAGCGCCGAACGGCUAUGUACAUCGGCUGUCAAACUGAAAGCACGAAUUAUUCUGAGCCUUUACAAUUCUUAUAUAAUCAUUAACUCUUUGGUUUUAGAAUCAUAACGCCUUCAGGUGUCUCGAUUUGAAAAUGCUAAGCAUUAUUUAAAAAGUGGGUAAUUCACCAGUUUGACUAAGCGAAGCUUGGUUAUUACUUAUUAUAGCGACUUUAAUAACAAGACUUCCGUGAGCCACAGACAUUAAAUAUUAUUAAAAACGGGUCACUCACGUCACGACCCGUUUUUAAUAUAUUUACUAUAGCGACUAUUACUAUUCAAGUAUUCAUUAUUCGUGAUACGUAAUGCAACACAAUCAUUAUCACAAAAUAGACAGCGUUUUUAACAAGAUUUUUCCGACAGUAAAUUUUUUAUAGAUCUUUUUAAUGUUGAAUAUAUCUCGGCGGGUUGUGACACGGAGCCAUGGUCUGUAGGCCGAUUUUAAGUUCUAAUUUCUUCAAUUAACUCUUGAACAAUUAUUAAAUAAAGUAACGACUCUGACACAUUGAACUAUACUCUGACCACGGGCUCUGGUGAUCGGCAUUAAUCAAAAUAAAUAAAUAAAUAAAAUCACAAAUGGUGCCGUUCUCAACUAAAAAGUACCACAUUAUCGGUUGUCGAUAAGGUUGAUUUUAAAUUGAAGCUUUCUGGAAAUAGCGCCUUAUUGACAACCGACAAUAUGUACCCUUUGGGUUGAAAACGGCACAAUAUAUCGUCAAUAGUAACAACACGCCAAAAUUGACUAAUGUUGACUAUAGUUAAAGUCAGCAUGAAAUGGAUAGUGUCAGCCAAAGUGGCCAAAUAUAUCGCAACAUCUCUUUAUUAUGCUAACAGAGGUGUGUUGCGAUAAAUUUCUGUACCACUACUUCAUUACUGCUAUUCCCUGUGUUAACUUUAAGUAGUGAAAAAAUGAUAUCUAAAUAAGUAAUAAUUUGAACAUAUGCAGUGUUCAGUUCACCAGAGUUAAUGCUCAGUAUACCUAGUAUUUCUUCGUCUAAUAAAUCUCUUGUCAUUAGCACUAUUUAAAUUAUGUAUAUCAAUUAUGUUUACUUCUUUUUGCGUAUGGUGAGUGGGAAACAUGUCAAUACAGCCAGUGGGGUGGUGUAGGAUAAUCAAUGGAGAUUGAGGAAAAACUACCAUAAUACAUUCUAUAUUUACUGCAAAUUAUAUCUUAUUCUAGGUGGAUGUCAGAAAUUUUGUAAAUAAAAUUGCAAAUUAUGGUGUUUUUCGUUGAUUACUAUUUAAAGGUAAAUAAAUUACACAGUAUGAGGUAUACAUUAUGUAAAUGAAGUUUUUAUAUAGACUGGAUAAAGCUGUGACGUAGGGUUCUAACUGUACGACAAUUUUGGACGUAAAAAAUAAUAAAGAAAAAAAUAUCGAAUAAAAACAAACAAAAAGUUGUGUCGAAGCUUAUUUCAAAUUGAUUAAAAUUAUGAAUCAUCAACAAAGCAAGGUGAUUCUUACUGGUGGCGAGAAUAAUGGCUGUUGAAUCAUUUUGAAAUGAACUUUAAACCUAACAUAGAUUGUAGUUCUAAAAUUAAAUUCAACUUUUGUAAUUUUUAAAUUGGUAUUUGAAAAUAAUUGGUUAGAACAGGCUCGAGGUCGCUUCCGUGUUUACUUCAGUCCUUUAGCCUGGCCCUUAGGCCUUCCUCACAUUAGGCUAUAAAGAACUAAGAUAGCCUUAUGUUUUUACUUAUUAGACAUCCUUUAAACAUUUUCUCGUGAUACCAUAGUGGUAGUCACCUGCAAUAAUAUGUUACACAACGAAGGCCGCAAAAAUAUCUGACACGAUCUUAUUUGUAGAGCCAUAAGAGCGUGUCACAUGUUUUUGCGACCUUUCAAGAGUAACAUCUUAUUGCAGGUGACUGUGACCCUACAAAAAACUUGAAAAAAGAUGUAAAAUAACGAUUUGUCAUUGAUUGGCUUAUUGUGAGGACGGCGUUUUUAAAUCGAUUGUAAAAUUAACUUAAGGUUCUAUAGGGCUAUUGCAGUACAUAGCAGUUUGAGAACCUCUAUCAUACAUGCAUUUGUAUUAAUAGUACCAUUCUUUUACCCUUGGGUAUAAGUAAGGGCUGCAUUUUUAAUAUAUAUUUUAUAAAGAGCAUUGGAAAAAAAUGCGAGACUGUUAAGAGGCCGUUGAUAAUUAUGAUAUUUGCCAAUUAAUUUUACAAGGAUAUAGAUUAGCCGAUAUAAAUUACCUUCUCAGUAGGUAUUAGAUGGCAGCAGUUUACCGACUAUCGUAUUGCUCAAAUUUAAUCAAAAGUUUUUGUUAAUUAAUUAUAACAAUUAAUCAGUUAAUAUGUUAUGAGUUACUAAUUGCAUUUUUCGUAAUUAAUUUGUAUUAUUUUACAUGAGGAUUAAUACUUUGAGAACUUUGAUUAACAAAUUAUUCAAAACGAAGACAGAUAAAUGAUCAAAUAUUUGUCAUAAACAGAUUCAUAAAGCCUCUCGAACUCCUGCUUGUGAAAUAAUUUGGUUUAUUUCAUUAUUUAGCUCUUGUGUUUCCAUAACAUUUAAUAUUUCCGUAUUAUAUUAACCCAUUUAACACAUUAAUUCUUUUACACAUUUGCCUACGUACAGUCAGCAAUACUGUUAGCUUAGCACCUUACCUUUACCUUUUCUCUGCAGCUGACUAUACCAUUGAAUCAAUUCGUUAUUAAGCUGCUACGUACUGCAGUGGCCCAGAGAACACGUCCACGCAGGCGUACGAUGUAAGGUCCCAUGUUGUUUGACGUGCCUUAGACUCCAUAACAAUUGUAUCGUAUAGGACAUUUCUUGAUUUUUUGCAACUACAAUAAAAAAAUAAACUGCCUGGUGGCUCGCGGUUGCUAUGUACCCGUGUACUAUUAAUAAACAAUACUUUAAAUACCCCUUAUUCUACGGAUUAUUUUCCUAUUAUAAAGUAAUCAUAAUGUCCUAUUUUUAGGACAUACGGGGUUGUGUAAAGUUUUAUUAGCAGUCGAGAAAAGCAAGAAAUUGUCAGCGAAACAUGUCAAUAUUAAAUUUAAAGUUAAGUUAGAACAGUGACAUCUCAAAUCCUGUGGACUUGCCCGAGGUAUUCCUAUAGCUAUCGAAAAAUACGGACAUUAUCACAAAAGCAUGUUUAUAGUACGAUUUGCUAGUACUACGAGGUUAGUCCCAAAAUACUAAGCUCUGGAAGCUAGGGUAAGUGAGUGUUUUAUUGAUUAAUAGGUAACCAAUGUCAGUUUUGUUUUAAAAAAGAGUUUCACUUUUCAUGAAACAAAUUGUUUCGUCUGUGUUUUCUGUAGAUAUUUAAUAAAAUUAAUACUACCUACUUAUUCCCUUGCGUAAAUUGCCCUAGCGUCUAGAUGGCAAGAAAGGCAAUUCCACAGGAAUAAGCUUCUACGUCCAGUUCAAGGAUCUUGUAUUGUAUGAUACGGCAUUCUCUACCGUUUAAACAUUGGCAGAGGCUAAUCCAUCAUUCAGAAUGAAGAUUAUAAGAACCUAAAAUAUUUGGAGCACCGUAUCCAACAAUAUAUAUACGCAAGAUACUUAGCUAGGUUAACCCUCCUUGUUGAGUUGCGUUGCGUACAAAUUAUUCCAAUUUAUAAUGUGUAUUUAAUUAUUUUACCACCCUAAUAUAUUAGUAUUGAUCGUGUGAAUUGUAUACAGUUUGUACGACUGUGUUGCCAGUAGAGUAUCAUCGCAUCCGCAUUUUUAUAAUAUAUCAACUCAACACCAGUAAGCAAUAUUUUUACACGACUUUUGACACGCUUGACUCGGCCUCGCUUACGCUGGCAACACGGACUUUUUUCGCCUUAUUAACUUUAGAACAGGUUCAAAUGGUUAUUGAUUUAUGAUUAUGUUUACCGAUUAUGUAGAUAAAUUAUUUUUUAAUAUAUUAAUUUUUGACCAAUAAAAUGCAUCGAUGCGUCACUAGCCUAGGGAGAAACUGUAAAGAUUAAUGUAACUAUUUAAUUAAAAUAUAUAAGUUUUUCAA